Rodentolepis nana is the source of this 333-nucleotide messenger RNA. The record is from the annotation of a GenBank genome assembly. NCBI's taxonomy places the organism in Eukaryota, Metazoa, Platyhelminthes, Cestoda, Cyclophyllidea, Hymenolepididae.
AUGCUUACCCCUCCUAGCUGCAUUAUGAAGUUGAUUUGCAGUUGGCUUUUCAUCGCAAUUUUCUUGCAUAUUAUUGGUAUUGACGGCAAGCGAUAUACGCUCCCACCGGGUUCAUGGUUUGGUGAAAGCGAUCCUCAUGAUGGUUACCAACAUCCAAUCCACCCGGGUCCACCGAGUGGAGAUUACUGGCUUCCACCCCCAUCGGGUGGAGAUAGAAAGUAUCCAAACUCUCCGGACCCUUGGGGUAAAGAAGACCAAUCUGGUGGUGGCCCGCCACCUUCAAGAUUUCCGGGACUUUGGGAUGGUGGCCCUGGCGAUACAAAGGGAUGGUAA